AUGAUUGAAAAUAAUCCAAGAGAAAAAUCAAGAGCACUUGCUGUAUUCCAUGAUGAUGAAGGAUAUGACUGGAGUCAGGUUCUUCCAGAAGAAGAUCGUUUGGAAAAUAUAGUUACAGCUCAUGGCAGAAAAACUUCAAAAAGCCAACAUUAUGUUUUUGUUGCUGAAAUAAAAGAGGAAAACAAAGAAGAAAAAGGCACAACUGAAAUCAAAGAGAAAACCAGAGAAGAGAUUCUGAAUGAGAAAAAUUAUCGAGAAAGAAACAUUGCUUUGAACAGAAUGGAUGAAAUGCAAGAAGAGUAUGAGAGUGCUGUCAUCAAUAAGAGAUGGGAUAAGAAGAGAGAGUGCUAUUUUAACAAAGAAGGUGAACUUGUUGUUCCGAAAAAAGACAUAAUUUUUGAAGAUGUUCUUCUCAUAAUUCCUCGAUCUGCCGAAUACUAUAGAAAUGUAUUAAAAGAUGAUACAUAUGCAAAAAGUCUGAAGAAAGUUGCUGAAGAAGUUAAAACUGAAACUGUUGAAGUUGAGGUUGUAAAGAAAGUCGAAGUUGUUAAAGAGGAAGAGGAAGAUUUGAAGGUUGUUGAGAAAGAAAAGAUUGAAGAAAAAAUUGAGGUGAAUGAAGAGGUUAAAAAAACUGUUACUGAAGAACAGCAGGUUGUAGAAGAUGAGAAGAAAAUUGAAAGUUUGGUUGAAGUGAAGAAUGAGAUUUUGGAGAUUGCUAGUGAUGCUGGUGAUGAGGUUGGUGUUGAAAGAAAGCAGAAAGAUGCUGAUCAGACAGAAGCAACAGAAAACACCGAAGUUGAUGAGGUGAGGAAUAUGGGAUUUGGAGCUAUUCUAGAUAUCAAUAUCAACCAUAUUUCGACACGAUUGGCAUAUUGGCUCGCCAGAAACUUUGACGAGAACUUCGAUACGCUAAACGUAGGAAAACUCCAAAUAAAAAUAACAUCGGACACAGUUUAUGAGGUAUUUGGAAUACCAAAGGGGCCAAAGCAGGUUGAAAUAAUAGCCGAUAAGAGAAAAGUUAAAAAGCAGGAAAAAAUUGAUAAGAGUAAAGAACCAGGAAAUGCUGUCAGGGAUACAUUCAUCAGCCAGUGGGGGGAAAACAUGAGAAUUACCCAUGGCUUAAUUGAAAAUACAAUGGAAAAUCAAAGAGAUGGGGGGAGCCUGUUUAGAUUAAAUUUCCUGGUGUACUGGAUGACGUUCUUUGCGGAGAUUACAAAGGCAACAACUGCAAAUGAUAGAUGUUUUCUUGGUGUAGUGGCUGUUGAGGAAAUACAGAAUCUAGAUUGGUGCUCAUUUGUACUUGACACUUUGCGACGUACACGAGCGGGCCGGAAGAACUAUAAAAUACAGUUCGUGGGACCUGUUGCCUUUCUUACGCUUCUAUACACGCAUGAGUACAACAAGAAGCUUAAACUGUUUGAGAAAGUCGUGGAAAUACCAAUUAUUCGUUAUAUCACAUCUUCGGAGAUUGAUAAAGUUGAAGAGCAUAUUUCGGAUAACGGACCUCUGUGGACAUCAAGUGAGAGUGAAGAAGAAGAAAAUGAAGAACAAAAAGAAGAAGAAGAGGGUCGUUCAACGGAGGAGUAUACACUACGACCACCGGUUGACACCACAAUAAGCUACAAAAGAAGGACUGCACAUGCAGUACAAAACAUAGAAACCGGGGAAGAGCCAAACGAUAAUGAGAACAUUGAUGAUUUCAUGGAUUUCAGUUUUGAAAAACAUGAAAUGUCUCAGUUGAACCUUGAGAUGGGAGUUGGAACACAGACACAGAAAAUGAUGGAUUAUUGCAUCACUCCUGUUCAACUUUCACCAUCGGUAAUCUAUGACACAGCCCAUGAACGAGAACGAGAGGCUUCGAGAAUCAACAAAAAGAACCUGUUGAAAAAAAUGAAAGCCAAUGUUAAAAAAUACAUUAAAAUGGUUCAAGAUGAUCAAGGGAUGAACAACUUAGUUUCAGAAGUAAAAACUAAGUGUUUUUGGGAUCCGGAGAUUAUGGAGGCCUGUAAGCAGUGGGAUGAGACGAUUCGGAAUAAUCCCAUUUGUGUGCCGCCUGAUUCGGUUCAAGAGCAUGAAACUUCACCCUCUCAUGUCCAUCAAGAGCCUGAAAAUCCAGCUUCUGAAGUUCAUCAUGAAGUUACUACAAACGAAGAAGGUAGACAGGAUGAAGAAGCUCAAAAAGUAAUAUCUAAUUUUUUGGUACAAAUGGCAUCAGAAGGGGUACUGCAGCCAGAUGAUGAAGGACUGGCAAAUAAAGAUGAUGGAGGAGUGACAGACACCCUUAUUGCGAACAUUCAAACUGUCGAAACGGGUGUAUACGCUUACAAACCACCUGCCAAAGAAAGUGGUGAAAACGAAACUGUUAUCGAAGAAAUAGUGAACCUGGCAGAAUCUACACAAAACAUUCAACAAAAAGUUCAAGAAAAAGAGCCAGAAGUGGAAGCAGUUUCUUUAGGAGAAAAAGACCCUCAACAACCCGAUUCGGGUAUCGAAGUUGAGAAGGAACCGGAAGUUGCAUGCCCUCAAGUGACGGUUGAGGAAUUGCAGUCAGUUGAGUUGCUUUUGAGCCUGGGACCUAGUCUGGAAGAAAAUAAAGGAAAAAAACCAACUAGGGAAGAAAAAACUCAAAGCCAAAGCAAGUUCCAAAACAAGUUCUACCAAAGGGGUUAA
Helianthus annuus (common sunflower) is the source of this 2670-nucleotide messenger RNA. RefSeq lists its product as uncharacterized. The transcript has 7 exons. Bases 1 to 2670 code for a protein of 889 amino acids. Lineage: Eukaryota; Viridiplantae; Streptophyta; Magnoliopsida; Asterales; Asteraceae. The record is from RefSeq and is a predicted model, not a curated record.